AUGGCUUCGGGAGAGGAGGCUCUCAAGAUUGAUCGCGAAAAGACAACGCCCUUCCACCUGAAGCUAUUCUACCGCCAGAACUCCUUUCACUCACUGUCGGACUUCCCUAUCCUAUCUGCACCGUCUACAGGUGAGAAUGGAACAGUCGCAAACCCUCCGCUUCCUCCACAUCUACAGAUAUACACCUGGCAGUCGUGUUCUCUUCGCGAGCUGGCGCAUCUGCUCACAUCAACACUACCUGCGUUGCUCCCCGACCCUGCAGUAGGCACGCGAUUGAGCUUCCGGCUAGUUUACCCUGACACAAGGAGCCAGCCUAGCGGUCGACCGGGUGACAUGGGGGAUGGGCGCGGGAAAUACAUUAGCAAAGAUAUAGGAAGUGUCAUCAUAAGACCGAAAAAGGUUGAAGAUGCAGGUGAAGGAAUAACGCUUGAAGGUGAUGAGGCAGACAAGGUGCUGCAUGAUGUGCGGUUCGUGAUAGGGGACUACAUUGACUGUGCUAUAUUACCGCCCCUCGCUGACGGGUCUGUGGCUCCCCCGUUACCCUCUCGCGGACCGCCUACCUCUUCAGUGGGAGGAGGCAUGCGCGCAUUUGGAGGGGGCCCGUUCUCGCGGGACUCUACAUUAUCGCGGUCGAGAUAUGGGCCCGGGAGGACUGGAAUAAUGUCUGGGUCUAAUCAAGCCAGCGUCCCCAGCGGAGAGUGGAGGAGAGGAGAAAGGAUACCAGACGGCAGUGGACGCUCAUACGGUAGGGGAUUAAGAGAUGGGGGGCGGCCUUAUUAG
Messenger RNA from Trichophyton rubrum CBS 118892, 780 nucleotides. RefSeq lists its product as uncharacterized. The transcript has a single exon. The record is from RefSeq and is a predicted model, not a curated record. NCBI's taxonomy places the organism in Eukaryota, Fungi, Ascomycota, Eurotiomycetes, Onygenales, Arthrodermataceae. Bases 1 to 780 code for a protein of 259 amino acids. Gene Ontology annotation, biological process: negative regulation of DNA-templated transcription. Gene Ontology annotation, molecular function: transcription corepressor activity; transcription factor binding. Gene Ontology annotation, cellular component: nucleus.